Molecule: messenger RNA, 1497 nt
Organism: Echinococcus granulosus
Lineage: Eukaryota; Metazoa; Platyhelminthes; Cestoda; Cyclophyllidea; Taeniidae
Exons: 14
Coding region: 1-1497 (498 amino acids)
Biological process (GO): SNARE complex assembly
Cellular component (GO): lytic vacuole; endosome
Molecular function (GO): SNARE binding
Source: RefSeq, a predicted model, not a curated record
AUGUUUUUGUAUCGAGGGCGGUGUCGGACAGUUAGCACUUCAUUAUCUCCCCAGGGCAGGUCUUUUAAGGAGGUCAGGCUUCCACCGAUUUCCAAUCCCAGAGGUCAAUUCAGGAACAUCUUUUUCACCAUUUCGUCCCAAGCUGGCAAUGCUAUCAUUUAUAGAAGCCACUCUUGUACGGAUUUCAACAACCCAAUUUGGACAGUGUCAGGCGUUUUCUCAUCUUAUUGCUCUCAACAAACUUCUCAAGUAUAUGUCUUUCGAUUUUAUCUGGUUGCUAAUACGGACCAGCGGAAUUUCGUAAUGACUUUAUCCGUAAAUUUCAGCGCUUUUUAUUCGUUAUUCCCUGAUUCUCAGUUUCCAGAGCAGCCGAAUGAUCGAAUUAUUCUUCGUUUUGACGGUUACUACUUUGCUGAACAUCUUCGUGACGUUGACAUCAACUCUGCUUUUCUUCCUAUUAAAACAUCCUACACUCUAAUCCAACUCAAGCAAAUUCUCUACCUUGCUCAAAAGAUUGAACUAGCCAAAUCGCGGUAUGCCGAACUCCAGGAGGACUUUUGCACAUUCCUUGAAGAACAACGCGAGGCCACUGAGACAGUGGAUAAAAUGAACACCACAUAUGUUCGUAUUUCAACUCUACGAAAUCGUAUUCACUCUCUGAAUAAAAAGAUAAGCAGCCUCAAUUCCCGAGUUGAAUCAAUCAAUUCACAAAAAGCAGAACUUGAUAAGGAGGAAGACAGAUUACUAGUGCUGUCAGAAGCCUGUAGCCAAAAAAUGGCGCGUAUCGGUAGCUGUCUUCGGACGAAGAAAUUGGAAUUGACUAAAAUGCUUCAGCUGUGCAAUCUUCGACGCUUUCAUAUGCUCUAUGAGGUGGCGACUUUCUAUCCCAUUGAAGUGGUCGGAGCGACCUCUGCGGCUGGGAAGACGCCGCCAAAUCCGUCAAACUAUCUAUUGACAAUCUGUGGUUUACUACUGCUGGAAAGUGACGCUCCGGGAACAACCACUUCCACCGCACCAGCCUCUUGGAUAGACGUGGGCAACGGGAUGCUGAUACACAAGAAGCCCUCCUGCCUCAUUCAAGACGAUGGAGAGGAGGGACAGCGUUUGUCCCAAUCAUUACGUGGCCUCCUCCUCACUAAUCGGAUGCCUACGGCGUGUGCUGCCCUCCUCCAUAUUGUUUGCCUCCUCCGGCUCUUCUCUACCAUCCUGAAUGUGCCCUUGAGAUAUCCCAUGGAGGAGGCUUCUUCAAAUCCGAGUGAUGCCUUUCGGCCACGGAUUUUGGAUCCGUUUAUGGUGAAUCGCUUUGGGGGGAGGUACGCAGUAGUCCUCCUCAACCGAAACAUUGUUAAUCUUCGCGCAUUCUUCAAUCUAUCAACUUCGAACACCAGGGCCGCCUUGUGGAACAUCAAAAACCUUCUGGAGGCCCGUCUUCUUUACAUCGACUCGGGGCAGAGACUCCCCAAGGAGGAUCGGAAAGAGAAGGUAAAAGAAACAUGA